CCACAGCAGCGGCAGCGGCGGCAGCAGCAGCGCGGAGGCACCUGUGAGCUGUGAGGUGCCAGCUCAUGGCAGAGCCUGCCCUUCUUCCCACCGCCCAGAUGGGGAGGCUGGCCCCCGUGUCCCUGGCCUCACCGUGUCCCAGGAUCCCACGGGCUCACAUCGCCAGGCGGCCGGGGCGCUGUGCCCAACGCUGGACUGACCUGGGCUGCAGCUCUGGCCCCUCGUCAGGCCCAGUGAGUCAGCUCCCGCAGAAGAACCCGCUGCAAGCAUGCCCUGCCGAGCGCUCCCACUGCCGGGUGUCCUCGGCGGAGAGCUUGUCCCUGGAUGGCUUUUGGAUGGAGGUGGAGCGGAUCCAGCAGAGGGAUGAGCUGAGAGAAGAGGAUGGCUGCGGGGGCGAAGGCCGGCCCCCAGAGGAAGGAGAAACUGAAUCCCAGUGGCUGCAGGACACAGGCCUGUCGGACCUCCUUGGUGGCCUGGGCUUGGACAGUCAUCACCGGGGGCUCCUGUCCACCCUCACACAGACCCAGGUGGCCGCUGUGCGCCGCCGGCUGGACAUCUACGCCCGCUCAGCACGACGACGCCCCAAGGCACCUGUUAGAGAUGUCAGGGACAUCUUUGGGGGCUUCAAGGCAGGGGAAAUGCCUUCAGAGAAUGGGGAUUCAGGUAUGAAAUGGACCCCGCUCAGUUCCGGGAGCCCUAAGUCUCCUCCAGCAGCAGAGCCUGAGGGGCCGCAGGCACAGGCUGGGAUGGAGCACGCCUUCCACAUGGACUCCGCCUACUCGGAACAGGCCGCACUGCUCCUGCAGAGGGGCAGGCAGCCCCCGGGGGGCACCUGUGCCUGGAGCAAGGGGUCCCUGCCGAAGUUUUGGAUCCCCAAGGGCAGACUUGGCCUGACGAGGAUUGGAGACCUGUCCUCGCAGGACCUGAAGAAGAUCGCCGCCCUGGCCCUCAUCGAGCUGACUGCGCUCUGCGACGUCCUGGGCUUGGACCUGAAGAGGAGCAAGGCGGGGAAGCAGAAGGCAGCAGAAACUCGCCUUUUUGGGGUGCCCCUCGAAGCCCUGCUGGAAGCUGACCGCAAAGCCCUCCCCAGCACCCAGGUGCCACUGGUACUUCAAGCUCUGCUAUCCUGUUUGGAAAAGAGGGGGCUGGAAAUGGAAGGCAUUCUCAGAGUGCCUGGAUCGCAGGCCAGAGUCAAGGGGCUGGAACAAAAGCUGGAGAGAGAUUUCUACACUGGCCUGUUUAGCUGGGACGAGGUUCACCACAAUGAUGCAUCCGAUUUGCUCAAAAGGUUUAUCCGGGAGCUGCCGGCACCUCUGCUCACCGCUGAGUACCUGCCGGCCUUCGCCGUGGUGCCCAACAUCCCUGACCUGAGGCAGCGCCUGCAGGCCCUCCACCUGCUCAUCCUGAUUCUCCCGGAACCCAACAGGAACGCCCUGAAGGCACUCCUGGAAUUCCUCAGGAAGGUGGUGGCCCAGGAGCAGAGCAACAAGAUGACACUGUGGAAUGUUUCCACAGUAAUGGCCCCUAAUCUCUUCCUUCACCGAGGGCAGCCCCCCAAACUCCUCAAGGGCAGGGAGAAGCAGCUGGCAGAGGGGGCUGCUGAGGUGGUACAGAUGAUGGUGCACUACCAGGAUCUGCUCUGGAUGGUCUCCUCUUUCUUGGUCGCCCAGGUGCGAAACCUGAACGACAGCAGUAGCAGGCGCCCCCAGCUCUGCGACGCGGCCCUCAAAACCUGGCUGCGAAGGACACACGCAGACAGGGACAAGGCGGGGGAUGGCCCCGAGGCGACUCCCACAGUGGCAAAGAUCCAGGUGGCCUGGCUUAUCAAAGAUACCCUGGAGGUGCCCCUGACCCCCAGCACCAAAGUGGCUCAUGUCCUCAGGCAGUUCACAGGGCGCCUCAGCCCUGGUUUACAGGGUCAAGAGGGCAAUGAGGACAAGGACAGCCUCCUCCCACGCAGCAGGUUGAGGAAGUCAGCCGACAUCGUCCUCUGCGAAGUUGGAGGGAAUCUCAGUGAGCAUCGCCUGGACCCAGACGCCUACCUCUUAGAUCUGUAUCGCGCCAACCCCUGUGGCGAGUGGGUCAUCAAACAGAGCCCCACCUAAGCCGGGACGGGACGGAGCAGCCCUGGAUGCCACAGCCCGCCCUGUGCGGUGUGGCCAGCGCGGGAGCAGAGCUGCUGAGGGGAGGUCUAGCUGCUCCUCCAGGCGUCUUCCCUGCAGCGCCCCUCAGUCCUGGAAGCGCUCUGGCUGGCCGGCUCCAGAGCCCUGGAGGGGAUGCUUUCAAGUAGCCCUCUAGCGAAUGGGGGGCAGCCCCUUGCACUCUCUGAGCCCCCUGGAAGGUUGAAGGGGGUUGGGCCUCAGGCAGUGCGGGGCUGACACUGUGGCCAAGAACAGCCCCUGGAGAACCGGAAAGAGAAAAACUGCCCUUCACAGCUCUCAGUGUAGCUUUGCACAAGCUUGUGGUUUUAUAAUAUUUAAAUUCUGUUGGAACAUUAAAGGCACAAGUUAAAUGUCA
Molecule: messenger RNA, 2517 nt
Organism: Myotis davidii
Lineage: Eukaryota; Metazoa; Chordata; Mammalia; Chiroptera; Vespertilionidae
Gene: ARHGAP40
Product: Rho GTPase activating protein 40
Exons: 15
Coding region: 66-2105 (679 amino acids)
Biological process (GO): regulation of small GTPase mediated signal transduction; regulation of actin filament polymerization; signal transduction
Cellular component (GO): cytoplasm
Molecular function (GO): GTPase activator activity
Source: RefSeq, a predicted model, not a curated record